AACCUGAGCUCUAAAACCACUUCUAACAGCAAGUUUUUAUCUUCUACUGUGAGGUGGCGAAUGGGGUUUGAUGCGUUCUGCAGUGUGGACAGUUCCGACCCAUUUUGGGACUGGAACCGUACAUGGUACACUUCUAACCCAGACCUCACCCAGUGCUUCCAGAACACUGUCCUGGUGUGGCUGCCAUGCCUCUACCUCUGGCUGAGUGCUCCCAUCUACCUCAUCUACCUCCGCAGCCAUAACCAUGGCUACAUAUGUAUGAGUCACCUCAACAAAGCCAAAACUGCUGUUGGCUUUCUAUUAUGGAUUAUCUGCUGGGCAGACGUUUUCUAUUCUUUCUGGGAAAGAAGUCAUGGCAGCAGAGCACCUGCACCCGUUCACCUAGUCAGUCCAACCUUACUGGGCUUCAGCAUGUUGCUGGCCACCUUGUUAAUCCAGUACGAAAGGAUGAAAGGUGUUCAGUCAUCUGGAGUGAUGCUGAUCUACUGGCUGCUGGCUCUGGUGUGUGCCACAGUCACGUUCAGGUCCAAGAUCCUCCAGGCUCUGGACCAGCCAUCAACAGUGUGUGUGUGGAGGUACACCACCUUCUAUAUCUACUACGCUCUGCUGCUGGUUGCUCUGUUCCUGUCCUGUCUGUCAGACCAGCUGCCCCUUUUCUCCCCAGCCGUUAAAGACCCGAAUCCCUGUCCUGAGUUUGGAGCUUCUUUCCUCUCCAGAAUAACCUUCUGGUGGAUCACAAAGAUGAUGAUCGUAGGCUUCAAGCACCCCCUAGAGGAGAAGGACCUGUGGUCUCUGAACCCUGAUGACCGCUCCCAGGGAGUGGUUCCACAGCUGGUACAUCGCUGGAACACAGAGUGCCAAAAAGUCAAAAGUACAGAGCAGAAGACUUUGUACUCUCCCAAGCGGGUCCAGCGCAAUGAGGGCAAACAGGAUGGAGUUGUGGAGGAGUCCGAAAUAUUGAUUGUUAAAAAACCCCAUAAGACAAAGGAGCCCUCCCUGUUCUGGGCGCUGUGCCUGACUUUCGGGCCAUACUUCUUCAUCUCCUGCUUCUAUAAAUUCAUCCAGGACAUUCUCAUGUUCGUUGGGCCUGAGAUCCUCCGGCUGUUGAUCUCAUUUGUCAACAACUCCAGCGCCCCCUCCUGGCAGGGCUUCUUCUACACAGCUCUGCUCUUCAUAUGCACCUGUGUGCAGUCGCUCAUCCUCCAGAAGUAUUUCCACGUCUGUUUCGUCUCAGGCAUGCGUCUGCGCACCGCCAUCAUUGGAGCAGUCUACAGGAAGGCCUUGGUUAUCAGCAGCGCAGCACGCCGUACCUCCACAGUGGGAGAGAUUGUCAACCUGAUGUCAGUGGACGCUCAGCGCUUCAUGGACCUCAUCACUUACAUCAACAUGAUAUGGUCUGCUCCUCUGCAGGUGGUACUGGCCCUUUACUUUCUCUGGCAGAACCUGGGUCCGUCUGUGCUGGCUGGAGUGGCUGUGAUGGUUCUGAUGGUUCCUAUUAAUGCUGUCAUCGCCAUGAAAACCAAAACCUACCAGGUGGCUCAGAUGAAGAGUAAGGACAAUCGCAUCAAGCUGAUGAAUGAGAUGCUGAACGGCAUCAAGGUGCUGAAGCUGUACGCCUGGGAGCUGGCCUUUAAGGACAAGGUGUCAGAAAUCCGUGAGAGUGAGCUCCGGGUCCUGAAGAAGGCCGCAUACCUGGGUGCAGUGUCCACCUUCACCUGGGUCUGUGCACCUUUCCUGGUUGCUCUGUCCACUUUCACUGUGUACGUGCUCAGCGAUGAAGAGAACGUGCUGGAUGCUGAGAAGGCCUUUGUGUCUCUAGCUCUAUUCAACAUCCUUCGUUUUCCUCUCAACAUGCUGCCAAUGGUCAUCAGCAGUAUGGUGCAGGCCAGUGUGUCCCUGAAGCGUCUGAGAGUGUUUCUAUCACAUGAGGAGCUGCAGGAGGACAGUGUGGAUCAUAACAUAGUAGCAGGCUCUCCUCACAGUAUCUCCAUAGUGGAAGGAGUUUUCAGCUGGUCCAGAUCUGAAUCACCCACACUCAAGAGGCUGAAUGUGUGUAUCCCAGAAGGCUCUUUGGUGGCUGUGGUGGGACACGUGGGAUCAGGAAAGUCCUCGCUGCUCUCUGCUCUGCUCGGAGAGAUGGACAAACUUGAAGGAGCUGUGGCCGUCAAGGGUUCAGUGGCCUACGUUCCCCAGCAGGCCUGGAUCCAGAACUCCACACUGAAAGACAACAUCAUGUUCGGCCAGGAGAGGAUGGAGACCUGGUACCAGCGUGUGGUGGAGGCAUGCGCCCUUCAGCCUGACCUGGAGAUCCUUCCUGCUGGAGAUGAGACCGAGAUCGGUGAGAAGGGAGUGAAUCUGUCUGGAGGUCAGAAGCAGAGGGUGAGCCUGGCCAGGGCUGUCUACUGUGACCGUGCUGUUUAUCUGCUGGAUGACCCGCUGUCUGCUGUCGACGCUCACGUAGGAAAACACAUCUUUGAUCAAGUCAUCGGCCCACAAGGUCUGCUGAAGGACAAGACUCGUGUGCUGGUGACUCACGGGCUGAGCUACCUGCCCCAGGCCAACCUGAUCCUGGUCAUGGUGGAAGGAGAGAUCACAGAGAUGGGAUCUUACCAGCAGCUCAUGGCCACGGAGGGAGCGUUCGCCGACUUCCUGCGAACAUACGCUGCUGUCGACCACAGUGACAACGACGAAUUGGAGCCAAAGAAAGGAAGCAAAGGAAUGGAGAAUGGCAUUGUUCCUCUUUUUGAAGCUCCUGUGUCUCUCUGUAUUAUUCUAUGUCUAAGCAGCAGUGCAUCCAAACUACCCCAGACGGGUAAGGAGGCAGAGGUGCUCAACAAGAAGGUUAAGAACGCCGAGGUGGGGAAGCUAACAGAGGCUGACAAAGCCAGUACUGGACGGGUCAAGCUGUCAGUGUUCUGUGCCUAUAUGAAAGCCAUCGGAGUGCUUCUGUCCUUCAUCAGUCUGCUGCUGUUCCUCACCCAUCACCUGGUCUCCCUCUUCUCCAACUACUGGCUGAGCCUGUGGACCGACGACCCCGUAAUUAAUGGCACCCAGCCUUACAGAGAGAUGAGACUCGGCGUGUACGGUGCUCUCGGCCUGACCCAGGGUGUGGCAGUGUUUGGUUACUCUCUCUCCAUGUCCAUUGGGGGCAUCCUGGCAUCUCGCUACCUCCACCAGUCCAUGCUGUACGACGUCCUGCGCUCACCUAUGUCCUUCUUUGAGCAAACCCCCAGCGGUAAUCUGGUCAACCGCUUUGCCAAGGAGAUGGACACCAUUGACUCAUUGAUCCCCAGCAUUAUUAAAAUGUUCAUGGGCUCCAUGUUCAAUGUAGUAGGUUCGUGUGUCAUCAUCCUGAUUGCCACACCACUGGUGACCGUAAUCAUUCCUUUUCUCGGUCUGCUUUACUUUUUCGUACAGAGGUUUUAUGUAGCGUCAUCUCGUCAGCUGAAGCGUCUGGAGUCCGUCAGCCGCUCACCCAUCUACACUCACUUCAAUGAAACACUGUUGGGCACCUCAGUUAUCCGAGCCUUCGGUGAACAGGCGCGCUUCAUCCGUGAGAGUGACCAGCGGGUGGACCACAACCAGAAGGCCUACUACCCCGGCAUAGUAGCAAACAGGUGGCUGGCAGUUCGUCUGGAGUUUGUAGGAAGCUGCAUUGUGUCAUGUGCAGCUUUGUUUGCUGUCAUAGCAAGAGCGAGCCUGAGUCCAGGCAUUGUGGGGCUGUCUAUCUCCUACGCUCUCCAGCUGACUGCCUCUCUGACCUGGCUGGUGAGGAUGUCCUCUGAAGUGGAGACCAACAUAGUGGCUGUGGAGAAAGUGAAAGAGUACAGUGACACAAAGAAAGAGGCAGAGUGGAAACACGAGGCCUCCACCCUUUCCCCAGGGUGGCCCACUGAAGGCUGCAUAGACAUCAGAGGCUUUGGCCUGCGCUACCGCCACGAUCUUGACCUGGCCAUCCGCAACAUCACCAUCAAAAUUGAUGCAGGAGAAAAGGUGGGGAUUGUGGGGCGCACUGGAGCAGGGAAGUCAUCUCUAACACUGGGGCUGUUCCGGAUCAUUGAGGCAGCUGAGGGCCAGAUCUUGAUUGAUGGGGUAGACAUUGCUCAGUUGGGGCUACAUGAACUCCGCUCCAGAAUCACCAUCAUACCACAGGACCCCGUGAUGUUUUCAGGCUCUCUGAGGAUGAACUUGGAUCCCUUCAACAGCUACACUGAUGAGGAAGUAUGGAGAGCUGUGGAGUUUUCUCAUCUCAAGAGCUUUGUGUCCGGUCUGCCAGACAAACUCAACCAUGAGUGCAGUGAAGGAGGAGAGAACCUCAGUGUGGGUCAACGGCAGUUGCUGUGCCUUGCCAGAGCUCUGCUAAGGAAGACCAAGAUCCUGGUUCUAGAUGAGGCCACAGCAGCGGUGGACAUGGAGACAGACAACCUGAUCCAGUCCACCAUACGCUCCCAGUUUGAAGACAGCACCGUCCUGACUAUAGCUCAUCGCCUUAACACCAUCAUGGACUACACCAGGGUCCUGGUGUUGGACAAGGGAGAGAUAGCAGAGUUUGACUCUCCCUCCAAUCUCAUUGCUCAAAGAGGAUCCUUCUUCAAGAUGGCCAAAGACUCUGGGCUGGUGUGAAGCAGGAGGUGCCUCACUGUCCAGAUGCUCCUCAGAGGAGCCCCUCUGACCUCCUCUGACUCCCUGCUGUGGAGCUCCUGUUAAAGGAGUGAGAGGGAGAUCAAGUAGAGGAAAUGUUCAGAUUUGGAGUGUUUGACUGUUAAAAUAAAGGUGUUGGUGAGAGCAAAGGGGUUUGACCUGCUCCACCCUACACUUCCGUCCUCAUUUAACUACACAAAUGUAUGCUGCCAGUCUCUAACAACCCUGCUUUUUUUUGUUAGCCCAAAUCAUAUGUACAAUGCAGUUUCUUCCUAGCUUGUUCAUGCUAUGGAAGGGACAUGGUAAGCAGUGCUGAGGUUGAUAGAGGACAAAAGGCUGUUGUCUUAAAAGUGUCAAACUACUGCCCUGAAAAAACAUUUUUGAAAUCUCAGUGAUGAUUUGAGGAGG
Molecule: messenger RNA, 5049 nt
Organism: Scomber scombrus (Atlantic mackerel)
Lineage: Eukaryota; Metazoa; Chordata; Actinopteri; Scombriformes; Scombridae
Gene: abcc1
Product: ATP binding cassette subfamily C member 1 (ABCC1 blood group)
Exons: 31
Coding region: 61-4623 (1520 amino acids)
Biological process (GO): xenobiotic transport; glutathione transmembrane transport
Cellular component (GO): basolateral plasma membrane
Molecular function (GO): glutathione transmembrane transporter activity; ATP binding; ABC-type xenobiotic transporter activity
Source: RefSeq, a predicted model, not a curated record